UAACUUUACUUGUGCUGGCGGGAGUCCCAAACAUAGGAAAUCUCAGUAACGAAAAACGAAACAACAACAUAAUUAAUACGUGGACAAGAGAAAGAAAUACCCUAGUGAUUAGUUGGUCUAACGGAUUUCUUGAUUUCAUCGUAUGCAGACUAUCAUUUGCAAGUUUGAAAAGACCUUUUCAGUCUGUCACAGAACCUGAAGUUUGCAAUGCUUUCCUUAAAAAAAGUCACUGUUUCCUUUGUAAGACUCACGCCACAAAACAGAAGUACCAAGAUCAGGAAUUAUGGCAGAUGAUUGUGACUUGGAUGAGCUGGUGGCGUUUCUUGAUGAGGAUUCCAAUGAGGCUUUUGGCAGUGGUGAAGAGCCUGGGGAAGGUAUGACGAAGGGAAGCAGCAAGACUGUUGUGACAGAGGAGAUGGAUGCUGAUGCCGAGAUUCCAACUCUUGAAAAAGAUUUGUGUGAAGCAGUAGUUCCCAGCGCUGCUCCUGCUACUGACAGUAAUCAGACGGAAAAGGAUGAUUGUGAUCCCGAGUCUAUUGCUGCAUUUCUUGGAGAAUCUGAUGACAGUGAUGAGGAAUUUACUCUGGACUCAAAAGACAUUGCCAAACCAGUGAAGCAGCCUGAUGUCAUUGCCCCGACUGAUCCCAACACAGCAGCUCUGCAGGCGGAGCUUGCAGCCAUGCAGAAACGUGAUGAUGGAACUCAGCAGCAGCUGCUGUCUCAGUCCUCAGCACAGACACCAUCGACAACGAAGACAUCAUCGACAACUCACAAACCACCCACACCACAGACUCGGCUCACAGAUGAAUCUGAAGAUGCGAACCCAUUCUUCCCUACCAGCACGUCCCAGAAAGAGAAGAAAAGUUCUAAGACUCCUGGUCGCUCACCAGGCCAGCGGCAGGUGGGGAGUAAUAGACUGACUCCCAAACAGUCUGCCGCCAAGCCCUCCUGUAUAGAGCAGGCUGAUAGACAGGCCAUGAAGAAAGAUUUGUUUGGUGAAAGUGACAGCGAGGGGGAAGAUAUGGAUGGUGAGAAGACUGGUCUCAGUGCUCAGGGCAGGGAAAUCAAGACUCUUCUGAAUGCAGGACCCAAACACAGAGAGGCACAUAACCCCAGCUUCACCAUUCAAGCACAGAAUGAACCAGCACUUAACUGGAAGACCAAGAACGUUGUAACUAAGGACAGCCUCAAUCGGAUAUCACCUCCUGCGUCUAAGCCCAGUAGCAAGCCAGAAGAGAAGUUCAUCGUUGACCCUUUUACUGGCAUCAGAAUAGUGCGACCUCUCGUGUCAUCAGGGGAAAUGGAGCUGAAGAUGAAAAAUCGCAAAGUGAUAAAACUUUCCCGCCUCCACCUCAAAGUGAACACUGCUGACCUUCAAGGUGAUUGGGUCACAAUUGGAGUAGUUGUGCAGAAAACUGAACCAAAGACAUCUUCAAGUGGCAAGACAUACUGUAUAUGGAAGCUGUCCGACAUGGACAACUGUGAGCAGAUGGUGAGUUUCUUCCUGUUUGGCCAGACCUACAAGGAACACUGGAAGAGUGAUGUGGGCUCAGUUAUUGGAAUACUCAACCCCAGCAUCAUGGACAAUGCAGAUAAGGGUAACAAAGAUGUGGCUUUCACCAUCAACAACCCCAAGCAACUGUUACACAUGGGCCGCUCGAAGGACCUCGGCUGGUGUUCUGGAAGGACGAAGAAAGGGAACCAGUGUAACCACUUCAUAAACAAGAAAUAUGGCGACUUCUGCAACUACCAUGUUCAGUCUGCCUACAGGAAGACGUCUGCUACUAGGAGUGAGCUGCAGGGCAGUGUUACUGGUUUGACUCCAAAAUCUUUUAAAGACAAGCUUCUCCCCAAGAAAGGCAGCCACUUCUUCUAUGGUGGACAAACAUUUACAUCAUUGCCAAAUGUGAAGACAAGUGCUCCCAAGAAAGACCGUGUGACACUAGGAAAACUGCAAGUUGAGCAGAAGUUGACAAAGAGCAAGGUGACAACAAUGUCCCUCCACGAACUCAAGACUUGUGAUCCAGCCACAAUGAAAAAGGCAGCAACAUCAGAAAAAGAACAAGCCUUCAUCGACAUGAUUUCCACUCCCACUGUGGGCUCCAUGAAUUUGGUGAAACACUUAGUGAAACAAGAAAAAUCUGAAAAGGUGAUAAAAGAAAAGUCAGUGGUAAUAUCAGUUACGCCCAAAGAGAUGAUCCAGCAGCACAAGAAGGAUAUGAUGGAGAAGAGGAGAGCGAGGGAAGCAGCGACAGCAGCCUCCUCCCCUCGUCCCACAGUCAACCCCCUCAAGGCCACGCCCUCCAUCGGGAAAGGUCUCCUGAAUGGGCAGGAUGUUUUUCUGGAUUUCUCUGCCAACAGGAAACCUUUUGCCGCGUCACCAGCUAACAAGCAGGUGGAGCUUGCAAAGCGUAAGGCAAUACAGAAGAUCCACUCCAAGGGUGGAUUAGCGAAAGAAGAUCCAAAUUCAGUGAUGAAAAAGUCUCCAAAUGCAGAGAAAGUGAAAAAGAGAGUGCUGGAAAACUCGUUAACAGAGGAUCAACCUGACAAUGAUAAUGAAUGCAAGGAACCACCUAGAAAGCGGUCCAGACUUCUCGGCAAUGUUGAUAUUAAUUCGGAAGAAUUUAAGAAACUGUUGAAAACAAAAUCUGCUCAUAAAGGAGCCCUGGCUGAGGCUGAGGCUGAGCGGGAGGAGAAGUAUUUCACUGAACUUGAAAAGAAAGAAAUGAUGGAAGAAAAAAUGCUGGCAGUUACAAAGCUGGAAGUGACUGUCGUUACCUGUCGCCAGUGCAAGUACACAGCCUUCUCCGCCACCGACGCCUGCAAGAAUGCUCGCCACGAUCUUCAUCGCCAUAAAGGCAUCAAGAGCUUCUUCAAGUGUAAACACUGUAAACAUAGAACAGUUUCCUUGGACAAAUACCCUAAGGAUGCCUGCAAAAAUUGCGGUAGUUCAACGUUUGAAAGAACUUCAAUGGCACGGGAAAAGACCGGUCCAAAGUUGGAAAGCGAGACACUAUGCCUGAGAGGUGAUGAGGUCAAGUUCCUCAGCAGUUUGGGAGGCCAGGUCUUCAUGAACAGCUGAGAGGAUUGGGCUUCUAAAGUACAAGGACAGCUUGAGAAGCAGCUGAAUAUCACCCAGGUCUAACAGAACAGAAAGUCAUUUUAGAAAAAAAUCUUAGUUAAUGGAAUUGAAAAAAAAUCAGAGCAUACAACUUAUUUUCUCUGGAGAUGAUCAUACCAAGGACAUACAUUUACAAUAAAAUCAUUGCAUUUAUCUGCUGUUUGCAUGGGGAUAUUUUUGCAUUGGAAGUGUAUGCUCACUUAGAUGUCAUUAUCUGAAGGAACAGGUGUCGUAUGUAAGUUUAAUGACUGGAAGGAAACAUCCUUUAUGAGUUUUUCUCUAUUAUUUGUACAUAUUUGUAAAAAAGAUACUCUUUUAUGAAAUACAAUAUUUUGGAAGAAUACAUAUUUUCUGUACAAAUAUACACCUUUCUAAUUGUAAAUAUAUAUGUUAUAACAGUUGUUUGUAAAUUAAUGUGAAAUAAACGUUGUGUAUGCAUGA
This is a messenger RNA of Haliotis rubra (blacklip abalone), 3562 nucleotides long. Its product is annotated as protein MCM10 homolog. Lineage: Eukaryota; Metazoa; Mollusca; Gastropoda; Lepetellida; Haliotidae. Gene Ontology annotation, biological process: DNA replication; DNA replication initiation. Gene Ontology annotation, molecular function: single-stranded DNA binding; DNA replication origin binding. The transcript is spliced from 24 exons. Gene Ontology annotation, cellular component: nucleus; replication fork protection complex. The coding region runs from base 284 to 3082 and encodes 932 amino acids. The record is from RefSeq and is a predicted model, not a curated record.